GUAUAUUUUGAUUUAUUUAUAGAAUGAUGUUGUUGUUGUUAAACUUCGAUAAGUGGAAACAUUAGAAAUAUUAGUAUUAGUUGGUCAUCCCGCUUUUGUUUCUUAGGGAAGGUAAACACAAGCGCACACACCGGAAUUUGUUGUCAUUACACUACAGCUUCUUGUGGCACAAUGAGCAAUGUCUCGAGCCUUUCCUUUCUCUAAUAUUUUUUGACACAUCAAAAUAACUCUGGAGGAGGCCAUUGCCUUGCUGGAACUAUAUCUGGUUGUAAUGAUUAUCUCAUUCUCCUGGGCUAUAUAUUUUAUAUUCGUGUCGAAACCGUUGUUGGGCAAAAACUAGCUCACCAGCGUUAGCCAUGGCUCGAUGACAUUCAAUUUACGUCGAGGGAUUGAACAAUCCGUAAUCAGAAAAUGGAUUACUCAAAAUUUCUGGACGAUGAUUUUGACGUGAAAGACUGGGUGAAUGGCGCUUUUAAGGUGGUGCAGAACGAUGCACCUGGGAAAGUGGAUACACAUGCUGCGACGUUGGUUAUGAAGCUACAGCUUUUCAUCCAGGAAGUCAACAAUGCAAUUGAGGAGACCAGCAACCAGGCCCUGCAAAACAUGCCCAGAGUAUUGCGAGAUGUGGAGGCACUGAAACAGGAAGCGUCUUUCCUUAAGGAGCAAAUGGUUCUGGUUAAAGAGGACAUCAAGAAAUUUGAACAAGAUACAGUGCAAUCCAUGCAGGUCCUGGUGGAGAUCGAUCAAGUAAAGAGUCGAAUGCAGCUGGCAGCAGAGGCACUACAGGAGGCAGAUAAAUGGAGCACACUCAGUGCAGACAUCGAGGAGAUUUUCAAAUCACAAGAUCUCGCAGCCAUCUCAUUCAAGCUCACCAGCAUGCAGAAUAGUCUGGCCAUGCUGGUGGACACACCAGACUACUCUGAAAAGUGUGUCCACCUAGAGGCGCUUAAAAACAGGCUGGAGGCCCUAGCAAGCCCCCAAAUAGUGGCAGCAUUUAAUUCCAUGUCUGUAGACCAAGCAAAACUGUUUGUCAAAGUCUUCUCGGAGAUUGACAGAAUGCCACAGCUCCUUGCGUAUUACUACAAGUGUCAUAAGGCACAGAUGGUGAAUAUGUGGCAGGACCUAUCUCAGAGCGAGCUUAACCUGAACCAACAGCUUUCAGAAUUCUACGACACUUUGUUGUCCACGUGGCACGCUCAGCUGCAGUGGUGCAGUCAGGUGUUCAAGAACCCUCAUGAAGUGGUGACAGUGUUACUAAUCCAAAUUCUGGGCGCCAUGGUGCCCUCCAUCCCCAUGUGCCUUAGCACGUGUAUGGAUCGGGUGGCCCAAGAGGAACGCCUCGACACCUUGCUGGAGCUCAACAACACCACGCUCACCUUGGGACACAACUUAGAGGCUGCCAUGAUGCCACACAUCUGCGAAAAUAACCUUCUGAAGGUGAACGAGUUCGUGUGUGCGUUAUAUGACCCAUAUAAGACUUACCAGUUACAGUAUGGAGAAUUGGAAGAAAAUCACCUCCUCAUCCAGAUCAGUGCUGUUCCCUUGGAGCACGGAGAGGUCAUUGAUUGUGUGGAAGAACUGAAGCACUCAGUGGGGAAGCUUUUUGGCCUGGCGAAUGCUGCCGUGGAGCGCUGUGUAAAACUGACCGACGGGCUGGGCGUGUGCGGCCUCCUCAAGGCACUUAAAGCCCUCUUCACCAAGUAUGUGUCCGACUUCUCAACUACAUUGCAGUCAAUCAGAAAGAAGUGUAAACUGGAGGACACGCCAAGUUCUUCUGUUUUCCAGGAGGACUGGACUGCUUUUCAGAACUCAGUCAGAAUCAUUGCCACUUGUGGGGAGUUACUGAGACAAUGUGGCACCUUUGAGCAGCAGCUGUCAAACAAAAUCAUGGGCACGGCAGGCAAGUACCUAUCGGACUCGUACAGCCCUCGCACCCUAGCGGGCAUCCAGGAGGCCAGCGCUGCAGACAGGAAGAAAAAUCCAUGGCAGGAGUACAACUACCUUCAAAGGGGAAGCAUGCCCGAAUACAACGGUCUCAUGGAAUUGCUCUACUCUUUAAAGGAGAAGGGCGCCGGUAAUUCCAACCUCCUAGCUGAGCCGAGAGCGGCGCUGACCCGACUCAACCAGCAGGCCCAUCAGCUGGCCUUUGAUUCGGUCUUUUUACAGAUUAAACACCAGCUGGCCCCCGUCACCAAAAUGGAGAGUCAAGAGUCACCAGGUUUAGGAGAAAGCUACGCUGAAGACUUGCCGUCAUUCAGCCUAUCGCCACAAGAGUACAUUACAAAUAUAGGUCAGUACUUGAUGUCACUGCCGCUCCACUUGGAACCAUUUGUGACACAAGAAGAUCCGGCGCUAGAGUUGGCUUUGCAUGCUGGGAAGUUACCUUUUCCUCCAGAGCAAGGCGAUGACCUUCCGGAGUUGGACAACACAGCUGACUACUGGCUGGGCUCCAUCGCUCGGGCAACUAUGCAGACGUACUGUGAUGCUAUCCUGCUCAUCCCUAAAUUAAGUGCGCGUUCAACCAAGCAGCUGGCCACAGAUAUAGACUAUUUGAGCAAUGUGAUGGAUGCUCUGGGCUUGCAGCCGUCUCGCACUCUCCAGCAGGUGGUCACUCUGUUAAGGGCCAAACCAGAAGACUACAGACAAACAGCCAAACAGAUGCCUCGCCGACUCACAUCUACCAUCGCUGCUAUCCGUUCUCUUGACUACUAAAAAAAAUAGUGAUUUUUGAAACCCUCCUACACACAUUUACAGUCCUAUAUGUCCAAUGAGGUGAUGGUUUGUAUAUCAGUGUCUUUUCUUUUACAAAAGGAAAGAUGAAUGUCAAAACUGCAUUAUACGUGAUCAGGGUAUACGAAAGAGCAUUUAAAAUUUAUCUGAUCAUUUUCUUAUAACGGUAAUAUUAUGUUGCUAAUUUUAUUUAAGGUGACCAACUGUGUUUACUGAGCUUCAUAUUCUGAGCAGUCGUUAUUUUUCAUUGUGCGAUUUUCAAGCAUAUUUUAAAGUAUACUGUAAAUGUGUAUAUAAAACAUUUACACAUUA
Messenger RNA from Corythoichthys intestinalis (scribbled pipefish), 3042 nucleotides. RefSeq names its product component of oligomeric golgi complex 7 (gene cog7). The record is from RefSeq and is a predicted model, not a curated record. Gene Ontology annotation, biological process: intracellular protein transport; Golgi organization; retrograde vesicle-mediated transport, Golgi to endoplasmic reticulum. NCBI's taxonomy places the organism in Eukaryota, Metazoa, Chordata, Actinopteri, Syngnathiformes, Syngnathidae. Bases 412 to 2712 code for a protein of 766 amino acids. Gene Ontology annotation, cellular component: COG complex. The transcript is spliced from 17 exons.